AUGACGCGAAUACUGUUACUAAUUAUUGCGUUGUAUGCUAUAGUAGUGUCGAAGGCCCGAAAUGUCGAUAAUAUACCAACGCCGUUUAGCGCUAAAGGAGAGCUUGUUUCUGGAGGAAGUGAACGGCUUGAUCAAAUAGUCGCAGGAACUGGUAAACAUGAAGCCAAAGAAAGCCACCAGGAAUCAGGAGGUGGUCACGAACAUCACGCUCACCAUCAUAAAGAGAAUGAAGAAAAGGGUGACAAAGGCUACAAAUCUCAUCACCACCACGAUAAAGGUGAUCACGGUUCUCAUGAAAAACAUCAUCAUGAAGGUCAUCACGAUGAACAUGGUGGACAUAAAAAAAAGCACCAUGACGAACAUGACAAACAUGGAGAGCAUCACGAAGCUGCUCACGGACAUAAAGGAGGGAAGUUUGGACACAAGAAAGGGCAUAAAAAGGGUUCUAAAACUACUGGAUUUCAUCAUAAGUCACACAAAGAUGAAUACCAUAAGGAACAUAAGUUUUACGACGAUUUCCAUAAAGGCGGAAAUCACCAUAAACAUGGAGAUUUUCAUGGGCAUCAUGACAGUAAGGAAGGGCAACACAAAAAAGGUGGGCACCAUGAAAAAGGCCAUCACGAAAAACACCAUGGUAAAAAAGGGAAACAUGACAAGGGUCAUUACGAUGAAGAUCAUAAAGGACACAAAGGUCAUCAUGGGCAUGAGGAACAUCAUGCUCACCAUCAUGAUCAUGGCAAAAAGGGAGGCCAUGCUGGUGGCAAAGAAUAUGGGUUCAGCCAUGGAAAAAAGGCAUAG
Messenger RNA from Pieris macdunnoughi, 798 nucleotides. Lineage: Eukaryota; Metazoa; Arthropoda; Insecta; Lepidoptera; Pieridae. The record is from the annotation of a GenBank genome assembly.